AAUGAGAGUGAUUCUUCUCUAGGACUAUCAGGAUGCAAAUAAUUGAGUAACAUGACUGCAAUGAUGAGAUCACGUCUCUCCUACCUAUGAGAUCAUGUUAUUUAAUUUUUAAAUCUGCCUGACUGCAAAUUCCUAUUCUCAUAUCAUCAGUUCCUGAUGCAUGGAUUAUUAGAUCACUUGAGAUCUACCUUUGUUUUAACCAUCCAAUUCGGAAGUUCCAGAAAUCAGUAUAUAAAUUCGUCAGCUGUUUGCACAGUCUUCAUUACUGUAUUCGAAAGUACUCGAAGAAAUGCAGAUCUUUGUAAAGACAUUGACAGGAAAGACGAUCACGUUAGAGGUUGAGCCUAGUGAUACUAUUGAGAAUGUGAAAGCGAAGAUCCAAGACAAAGAAGGUAUUCCUCCUGACCAACAACGUUUGAUAUUCGCUGGUAAGCAGUUGGAAGAUGGACGUACUCUGUCUGACUACAACAUCCAGAAAGAGUCGACUCUGCAUCUUGUCCUUCGUCUACGUGGUGGAAUGCAAAUCUUUGUGAAGACGUUGACUGGUAAGACGAUCACGUUGGAGGUUGAGCCUAGUGAUACUAUUGAGAAUGUGAAAGCGAAGAUCCAAGACAAAGAAGGUAUUCCUCCUGACCAACAACGUUUGAUAUUCGCUGGUAAGCAGUUGGAAGAUGGACGUACUCUGUCUGACUACAACAUCCAGAAAGAGUCGACUCUGCAUCUUGUCCUUCGUCUACGUGGUGGAAUGCAAAUCUUUGUGAAGACGUUGACUGGUAAGACGAUCACGUUGGAGGUUGAGCCUAGUGAUACUAUUGAGAAUGUGAAAGCGAAGAUCCAAGACAAAGAAGGUAUUCCUCCUGACCAACAACGUUUGAUAUUCGCUGGUAAGCAGUUGGAAGAUGGACGUACUCUGUCUGACUACAACAUCCAGAAAGAGUCGACUCUGCAUCUUGUCCUUCGUCUACGUGGUGGAAUGCAAAUCUUUGUGAAGACGUUGACUGGUAAGACGAUCACGUUGGAGGUUGAGCCUAGUGAUACUAUUGAGAAUGUGAAAGCGAAGAUCCAAGACAAAGAAGGUAUUCCUCCUGACCAACAACGUUUGAUAUUCGCUGGUAAGCAGUUGGAAGAUGGACGUACUCUGUCUGACUACAACAUCCAGAAAGAGUCGACUCUGCAUCUUGUCCUUCGUCUACGUGGUGGAAUGCAAAUCUUUGUGAAGACGUUGACUGGUAAGACGAUCACGUUGGAGGUUGAGCCUAGUGAUACUAUUGAGAAUGUGAAAGCGAAGAUCCAAGACAAAGAAGGUAUUCCUCCUGACCAACAACGUUUGAUAUUCGCUGGUAAGCAGUUGGAAGAUGGACGUACUCUGUCUGACUACAACAUCCAGAAAGAGUCGACUCUGCAUCUUGUCCUUCGUCUACGUGGUGGAAUGCAAAUCUUUGUGAAGACGUUGACUGGUAAGACGAUCACGUUGGAGGUUGAGCCUAGUGAUACUAUUGAGAAUGUGAAAGCGAAGAUCCAAGACAAAGAAGGUAUUCCUCCUGACCAACAACGUUUGAUAUUCGCUGGUAAGCAGUUGGAAGAUGGACGUACUCUGUCUGACUACAACAUCCAGAAAGAGUCGACUCUGCAUCUUGUCCUUCGUCUACGUGGUGGAAUGCAAAUCUUUGUGAAGACGUUGACUGGUAAGACGAUCACGUUGGAGGUUGAGCCUAGUGAUACUAUUGAGAAUGUGAAAGCGAAGAUCCAAGACAAAGAAGGUAUUCCUCCUGACCAACAACGUUUGAUAUUCGCUGGUAAGCAGUUGGAAGAUGGACGUACUCUGUCUGACUACAACAUCCAGAAAGAGUCAACCUUACAUCUUGUUCUGCGCCUACGUGGAGGCAUGUGAUUUCUGUUAAUGUAAAAUUAGAAAAUAAAUUUUAGUUUGAUUUUAUUUCUAAAUGUAGUCGUUUUCGCGUGCUUCGAAUGAUGUCGGUCUGUUGAAUCGUACUAAGUAAUGCGUCUUAGCAGUGUGAUACGGUCGAUGGAUAUUCGAGCCUAUACAGAUUUCAGCAAAGUUAUUCGUGGUUCAAUGAUGUUGUAGAACGAGUUGUUUGGACACAGUGUGUUUGAUGACAUAGGCAUUAGGAGUUUUAUGGUAUUGAGUAAGGAUACGCGUUUUGAAAUUUGUGGGAAAGUAAUCGCAAAUAAAGUGAGUGUCAUAUUACAACCGGUUUCGU
Messenger RNA from Schistosoma margrebowiei, 2222 nucleotides. The record is from the annotation of a GenBank genome assembly. NCBI's taxonomy places the organism in Eukaryota, Metazoa, Platyhelminthes, Trematoda, Strigeidida, Schistosomatidae.